GGAACCAACUUUAUAACAUGUUGAUAUUUGUUGGUUUUGUUUUGUUAGUGUUUUGUUAACCAAGUUGUGCGCUGUUGAAAAGCUUAUUUUCAAGUCUGUUAAGUGUGAAUCUUUUUAAAAAUGCCGGGCAAGUACCGAUUUCAAGAUAAUUGGGCGGCGACCCAUGGUUGGAAUUUGUGGCUGAGGAAAGGGAAAGAUAUAUAUGAGGGGUUUUGUUCCUUUUGUAAUAAAAACAUAGACAUUUCUGUAGCAGGGGUAUUUGCCCUGAAAACCCAUGUCAACAGUAAAAGGCACUCAGAUUUUCAAAGACAACUUACUAGUGGAAAACAAAUUACUCUACACUCUUUAAAAUCUGAAACACGGGUGCAACAGUUUAGAAGUGGGCAACAGUUUGGAAGGGAAAAAUGGGCAUCAAGGAGGCCUGCAAAGAGAAAUUUUCUCAAGAACGCUUUACAAAGAGAACGAAAUACAAAAGUUCCGGUAGUUCCAGACAUAAAGAGAAGUGCCAAUGAGAGAAUCAAAACAGCAGAUGUGGUUUCCUGGAAUACAGAAGGAAAGGGCAGCCCAGAAGAGAUAGACAAGCUCUUAAAAAAUACGCAGAAAGCUCUUCCUGACUUUGUCUUACUUCAGAAUGCUAAACUGCCAUCAGCUGGAGAAGGAAGUGAGCACUUCAAAUGGUACUGCUCAGGUGACUUGAGUUCAGCGAUUCUGGCUAACAAGGAAUCUAAAUGGCAAGUCAAGACUCACAACCAAAUUUGUAAUCAGAUCUCUGUAGUCCAAGCUGUGCGAGAAGAAGACACCAAUCUGAUUCUCAUUUCAUGUUACAUCCCACCGGCAACGGAUUAUCAUUGCAAAGAUGUGUGGGACAAACUUGUGAACACUUUGAAGGAUAUUCCGUCAAACGUUCUUCUCGUCAUCGGAGGAGAUUUUAAUGCACAGAUAGGCCAAGAGGAGAAAAAGGGUCUCCUUCCCGCGAGUUGUGGCCAUCUGUUGUACCACGAGGUCAGCAAUGAGAAUGGUACUAAACUGUUAAAACUGGUGAAGGAAGCCCACUUAAGAAUAGUCAAUACACACGGACCACCAGAUUCAAAAAAGGAUGAACACUUCACAUUUAAAGACGGAGAAAUCAAGACUCAACAGGACUUCAUUUUUAUUCCUGUAUCACGAACGCACGGGUACAGCCGUAAUGUACAUCUCCACUGGGUUCCAGAAUACAACCACGCCAUGAGCUAUUGUGAAAUUGUCACUGAUCCCAUGAACAUUGUGGUGUCAGUUAACAAGGAGGAAGAGACUAAGGUAAUCAUUAGUACCUGGAACAUCCAAGGGGCAACGCCGAGCAAAGUGGAUAAAAUUUUGCAGGAACAAGGCCUUGAGUUAAUAUGUGUGCAAGAGCUAUUUCUCACGUCAGAGGAGGACAUACAGUCAGAUCACUAUACGUGGCUCUGCUCUAAAAAGCAGUGGGCCAAGAAUGUGGCCAUCCUAGUGAAGAAGUCACCUGAUAUUUUAGUGAAAGAGUUCACAGUGAUUUCCGAAAAUUUGUGCGUUGCAGAUAUAGUGUAUCACCAUUAUUCUGUAAAAGUGAUCUCAUGUCAUUUGCCGGCUAAAACAGACCCCAGAAACGAAGCAAUUGCCACUCAAAUUGAGGAAUUUGUCAAGGGUAUCCCUACAGAGACGAUCUUCGUCUUGGCUGGUGACCUCGGUAUCAGGAAUAUGAAAAAUGACGAGGAAGAGAUUAAAGAUAAUUCACCCUUUUGGAAGAAAUUGGCAGAAGAGACUAAAACAAACUUAGUAAGCUAUGUGUGGGGAUCGAACGGUUGUCCCUUCCUGACCUCGAAGAUCGAUGACCUUAUGACUAUUACUAGGCCUUUUGGAAGGAGGAUAGUUUUCUUUGAAAACAGCAUCUUGUGCUCAAGAGUUUCCUUUGGGAAGAAAUCAGCCCCUAGUGAUGCAGUCAUUGACGUUGAAGGCAACCUGGUAACCAGGAGUCAAACAUUGAAAACUAUAGACGGAGAGGUCUACAAUAUAACAACAAUAGAGUAUCACGACCCCACCGGAGAUGUAAGUGGGAAGGAGGCGGGAACUGUGAAACCGUCACCAGAAGAUGUUGAGAAGUACUCUAAAAGUGCUCCCAACAUCACUGAGCUCGGAAGAAUUCUCAAAGAUUUUGUGUUGUUCAGCGGAGUUACAGAACAGAGCAACAGUUACAAGAGCAAGCUUCAGAUACUUGUGAUGUCAUUCCUUAGGGGGAACUUCGGUAAACUGACAACGGAACAUAUGUGUGCUAUGGGAACAAAGAAACAAGGGAACAAUAUGAGAGCGACCAGCAGAAUAUGUUGGAACGGUAUUAUAUUGUCUGAGACCGUGGCAGAUGGUAGUGAUCAGAAAACCUUGCGGCGGCAGAACGCAAACUUCUUGUAUUCUAAGUUGGGACAGCUUUUCUUCCAAGUCAAGGCAAAAGUGAGUUUCUUCUGCAAAGGUCAGCCACCGAUGUUAAUUGAUGAUCCCCGCUACAGUGAAAUUUUUCAGAAAGUUGAGAAGACAAAGUAUCCGACAAUGCCGGAAGUGUUGCAGUACAUUGAAGAUUUCUUCACUAAAGACAGCGACACUGAACUGAUUUUUGGUACUGACUUUACCAAGGAUGAACGUGAAGAAAUCCAAAUGUUUGCCAGGAUUCGCAAGCUAGGGUACCGUUUCUAUGCAUCAAAGGCAACAGAGAAGGAAGCAGACCAUAUUGUGGUCUUCAUCAAACGCACUCCUCAGUACUUACGAGACAAGCUAAUAAAGAGUAAGGAAGACCUGAAGUAUGUGCUGAUCCCUCCGAGUGUUGUUGGGGAAAACUAUGACAGCCAUAUAAACAAGUAUGAGCAGGAACAUUUCAAAGAAGAGGAGAAAUUGGUCCAUAACUUCUGGAAAUCAGUGAGAGAAAAUUAUAGAAAAGACAGUGAAGAAAACCAAGUAAUAAAAGUAAUAAAACCAGAAAACACAAAACAAGAAAGUAUAAAACAAGAAAGUAAAAAUCAAGAGAGUGUAAAACAAAGAAAUGUAAAGCAAGAAAGUAAAAGAUUAGGAGUUUCAGGUAGAAAUGCAGUUAGUCGAAAUACUAAAUCUACUGGAAGAUUUGGUGCAAAUAAACGCCAGUACCAAGAGUACUCCAGGUUUGAUGAUCCGUCACGUUUCAGGAAUGACUACAUGCAGCUUCAAAAUGGCCGACACCGACAAGUUGAAGGUAUAUAAUAUACUUUUCCGAAGUGGGUAUUAUGGGGGGAAGAAG
This is a messenger RNA of Homalodisca vitripennis (glassy-winged sharpshooter), 3271 nucleotides long. RefSeq lists its product as uncharacterized. Bases 121 to 3234 code for a protein of 1037 amino acids. Gene Ontology annotation, molecular function: catalytic activity. NCBI's taxonomy places the organism in Eukaryota, Metazoa, Arthropoda, Insecta, Hemiptera, Cicadellidae. The transcript is spliced from 14 exons. The record is from RefSeq and is a predicted model, not a curated record.